GGGCGGGCGGGCUCAGCGCGCCCCCAUGGCCCUGGUGCUGGGUCAGCGGGCACAGUAGCCGCCUCCGGCUAUUCCCGCGGGUGACUUAGAGCUGCCCAGGGAAGGCAGGCUGGAGAUGCGCCUCGCCUCCGGGCUUCGGGCUGCGGCCGGAGACUGAGCCACAAAGAAGUUUCCCUGGCGGCGGUGGCGAGGCGCUCCUCCAUGCACCCCUCCGGCCGCCGAUCCUGGAGCGUUGCUCGGCAGGCGGCCGGCGCCGACCCUGCCAUGGAGCCCCGCGCGGGGCUGCACAGCAGCCCGGAGCUCAGCCGGGCCAAGCGGCUGAGCGUGGGGGAGCUCCGCUCCCUCUUCGAGGCUCGCUGCGCCGCUGUCGCUGCCGCCGCCGCCCGCCAGCUCCCCGACCCGGCGAAGAGGGGCUGCCGACGCCCCAACGGGGUGCUGCCGCCCGUCAUCCCCCGGCUCACCGUCACCGCCGAGGAGAGCGAGGAGACGCAGGGCAGCCCCCAGGCGCGGCCGCCGCAGCCGGAGGGCGGCUGGCUGAGGACGGGCAGCUCGCUGCACCUGCAGUCCCGCAGACUGUCCAACUCCUCACUCUCCUCCACCGGCUCCUCGUCCCUCCUGGAGGACUCGGAGGACGACGUGCUGAGCGACACGGAGUGCAGGAGCCAGGGUAUCGUGCACUUGGAGCACAGCGAGGACACCAGCCAGUCUCCUGUGUCAGAUGUUCAAAAUAAAAUUUUUCCAAGCACUUACCAGCAGAAAAAGGCAUGGCAUACAAUUAAAACCAUGGUUAACUUACCAGUCAUCAGCCCCUUCAAGAAACGCUACUCAUGGGUGCAGCUGGCUGGGCAUACAGGGAGUUUUAAGGCAGCUGAUAGUGGGAAGAUUCUCAAACGCUUCUCAGAGAAUGAAAAGGAGUGUUUUGAACGAUUGAUGAAAGACCCCCUACGCUCCUGUGUCCCUUGCUUCCAUGGUGUGGUGGAGAGAGAUGGCGAGAGCUACAUUCAGCUGGAUGACUUGCUUACUGAUUUUGAAGGGCCAAGCGUGAUGGACUGCAAGAUGGGGAUCAGAACGUACUUGGAGGAAGAGUUGACUAAGGCACGAGAGAAACCAAAGCUGCGUAAGGACAUGUACAAAAAAAUGAUUGAAGUGGAUCCUCUUGCUCCCACGGCUGAAGAGAAUGCCCAGCAUGCUGUCACCAAACCCCGCUACAUGCAGUGGAGGGAAACCAUCAGCUCUAGCGCCAACCUGGGUUUCAGGAUUGAAGGAAUUAAGAAGGCGGAUGGAACAUGUAACACAAACUUCAAAACUACGAAGACACAGGAGCAAGUUCUACAGGUUUUUGUGGAAUUCAUUGAGGGCAACACAACUAUUCUGAAAAAAUACCUCAAGCGUCUGCAGGAAAUUAAUGUCAUUCUUGAAUCCUCAGACUUCUUCAAGCGACAUGAGGUCGUUGGAAGUUCACUACUUUUUGUACAUGAUGGCAGUGGGAAUGCCAAUGUGUGGCUGAUUGAUUUUGGAAAGACUACCCUUCUCCCUGAUGGGCAGACACUGGAUCACAGAAUCCCCUGGCAAGAAGGCAACAGGGAAGAUGGGUACUUGUUGGGGUUGGACAAUUUGAUUGGCAUCUUGGAAAGCAUCACUGAAAGAUGAGUUGAGAAUGGCACAAAACUUGCCGGGCUUCUCUGUAAUUUUCUGCUUAACUGAAGUAGAAGGAAACUCAGUUAGAAGGAAACCUUUAAGUCUAAGCUCCUGAGGUCAUCAGUGCAAAGGAA
Neopelma chrysocephalum (saffron-crested tyrant-manakin) is the source of this 1772-nucleotide messenger RNA. RefSeq names its product inositol-trisphosphate 3-kinase A (gene ITPKA). Gene Ontology annotation, cellular component: nucleus; cytoplasm. Gene Ontology annotation, molecular function: inositol-1,4,5-trisphosphate 3-kinase activity; inositol tetrakisphosphate kinase activity. The record is from RefSeq and is a predicted model, not a curated record. Lineage: Eukaryota; Metazoa; Chordata; Aves; Passeriformes; Pipridae. Bases 202 to 1650 code for a protein of 482 amino acids. Gene Ontology annotation, biological process: inositol phosphate biosynthetic process. The transcript has 8 exons.